UACCGGCCAAGUACUUAGACAAUUUCGAAGACAGUUUUCUAUUUUUGACUGUUGUUCGUUUAGUUGUAAGUUAUUAAGUUAUACAAUUUUAGAAAAUAAGAACGUUAGAUAAUUAAUAAUUGCUAACAAGAUGAAUGACGCCGAUACUUACAAGUCGUAUUUGAAGCGCACCGUUUAUGUUGGUGGAUUAGCUGAAGAAGUAGACGAAAAAGUAUUAAGAUCUGCAUUCAUUCCUUUUGGUGAUAUAGUCGAUGUCCAGAUGCCAUUAGAUUAUGAAUCUGAGAAACACCGGGGAUUUGCAUUUGUUGAAUUCGAACAACCCGAAGAUGCAUUAGAUUCUAUUGACAACAUGAAUGAAGCAGAGAUAUUUGGUCGCACCAUCCGCGUGAAUUUAGCAAAACCACAGAAGAUCAACAGAGGCUCAACUAGACCGGUUUGGUCGGAAGAUGACUGGCUUGUACAGUAUGCUGGUAAGACACUGGAACCAAAAGACGAUAAAAAAAUUGAAGAGGACAAGACCAAAGACGAGGCAAAGAACCCACAAGUUUAUCUUGAUAUUAAAAUUGGCAAAAAGGAUGCUGGUCGAAUUAUUAUCAUGUUGCGAGCUGACAUUGUGCCACGCACAGCAGAAAAUUUCCGUUGUUUGUGUACUCAUGAAAAAGGUUUUGGAUAUCAAAACACCACGGUUCAUAGGAUUAUUCCAAAUUUUAUGUGUCAAGGUGGUGACAUAACUAAUAACAAUGGCACAGGUGGACUGUCGAUUUACGGGAAAAAGUUUGAUGAUGAAAAUUUUGAACUUAAACAUACAGGCCCUGGAGUCUUAUCUAUGGCUAAUUCUGGUCCAAAUACAAAUAGUUCACAAUUUUUUAUUUGCAUGGCUCGUACAGAAUGGUUAGACGAUAAGCAUGUUGUAUUUGGCCAUGUGUUAAGUGGUAUUGAUGUUAUGAAGAAAAUAGAGAAAUGUGGAACAAAAGCUGGCCUACCAACUGAGAAAGUUAUAAUUGGUUCUUGUGGACAGUUGGCUUAAUGAAAUUCAUAUUUUAGGAAGACAUAAUUUUUUUUUUUUUAAAUUCAUUUUGAAUUUUUUACAAGCAUUGAAAUUUAUCUUGCAACGUGUAUUGAUAGGU
Diuraphis noxia (Russian wheat aphid) is the source of this 1127-nucleotide messenger RNA. It is a transcript of the gene cyp33, whose product is annotated as peptidylprolyl isomerase cyclophilin-33. Gene Ontology annotation, biological process: protein peptidyl-prolyl isomerization; protein folding. The record is from RefSeq and is a predicted model, not a curated record. Gene Ontology annotation, cellular component: mitochondrion; cytoplasm. Gene Ontology annotation, molecular function: peptidyl-prolyl cis-trans isomerase activity; RNA binding; cyclosporin A binding. Lineage: Eukaryota; Metazoa; Arthropoda; Insecta; Hemiptera; Aphididae.